AUGUCAUUUUGCGUGGUACUGCCUACUAGGCUGCUCUGGACCGGUCAGCUUCCUAGGGGUACUUCAUUAUCCCACAAAUUCCGCUAUGCUAUCCCUGCUUCACUCACGAAGAUACGGUCUGCACACCAUUGCGCAAAUUCCCAAAAGUCUGACGAACCCAUACUGUCCCUGGGAUUCUGGAGUUCAAAGCCGACUUGGAAGCGGGCUGGUGUCAACACGUUCCGAUGCCUGAUCGGCUGCAGCUUAGGUGACUUUUCUGCCAUGUGGUUCCUGCAGUCAUGCUAUCCUGGCAUCGGAACCGGUCUCAUCAUGGGAAUAGCAAUGGCCUCGGGACUGACAUCGUCCAUGCUCCUGGAGACUGUGCUACUGCGAUUGGGCCGCGACCAGCUGUCAUGGAAAGCUGCAGCCAAAACGGCAGCGGGCAUGAGCCUUGUGUCGAUGCUCGGGAUGGAGACCGUGCAGAACCUGGUGGACUACCACUUGACCAGUGGCGUGGUUGCGUUUGACGACCCAUCUUUCUGGCUGGCUGCAGCUGCAUCUGCCGGCGCCGGGUUCCUCGCACCCCUCCCCUACAAUUACACUCGACUGCGGAAGUACGGGAAGGCGUGUCAUUGA
Molecule: messenger RNA, 615 nt
Organism: Trichophyton rubrum CBS 118892
Lineage: Eukaryota; Fungi; Ascomycota; Eurotiomycetes; Onygenales; Arthrodermataceae
Exons: 2
Coding region: 1-615 (204 amino acids)
Source: RefSeq, a predicted model, not a curated record